Messenger RNA from Ostertagia ostertagi, 825 nucleotides. The record is from the annotation of a GenBank genome assembly. NCBI's taxonomy places the organism in Eukaryota, Metazoa, Nematoda, Chromadorea, Rhabditida, Trichostrongylidae.
AUGCAGGCAGUGCGGCCAGAAGCGACGACGGACGACGUCUUUACCGCUGACUGUGACGUAUCCGCCUCGUUCACCUUACCUCCUGUGGCGUCGAUCUCCUUGAAGCCGUCUGUCAGCAGUCCCACUGACGACGACGUCAAUGCUGACGAUGACGACCACAUUUUCUCUUUCAAGGAGUUUCUGGAGAAGGCUCGAGAGGACUUCAAACAGCGAUGGGAGAAUCCAGCUCAGAACACCGCAACCCUCGAUGAUUUCGAUCGUAUCAAAACGCUGGGAACCGGCUCAUUCGGGAGGGUUGUGAAACUGAAACAAGUGGAGCAUACGUUGAACGAGAAACGAAUUCUUCAAGCGAUCGAUUUUCCGUUUCUCGUCAACAUGCAGUACUCCUUUAAGGUGAAAUUCCCGUCACAUUUCUCUAACGAGCUCAAGGAUUUGCUGAAGAAUCUGCUUCAAGUCGAUCUGACAAAACGUUUUGGUAAUCUGAAGAACGGCGUCGCUGAUAUCAAGAACCACAAAUGGUUCGGCAGCACCGACUGGAUAGCGAUCUAUCAACGAAAGAUCACUCCGGCGUCAUUCUCCAAAUGUGAGCCAGGACGUCUUUUCGAGGCUCUCUAUCCACGUGUCGAAGGACCAGCUGACACUCGACACUUCGUCGAGGAAGUCAAAGAGGACGAGAACUGGACUAUCGCCGACGAGAAUCACCACGCGCCUUUCCUUCCGAAAUGUCGCGGUCCAGGCGAUGCAUCGAACUUCGACGACUACGAGGAAGAGCCGUUACGUAUUUCGGGCACCGAGAAGUGUUCCAAGGAGUUUGCCGAAUUUUAA